CUCCUCUUCUCAGACAGACAUGGUGAGUGGAGACUGAGGAGAGAGAGUUAGAGAGAGAGGGAGGUGGAGAGAGAGGGGGAGAGAGGAGAGAGAGAGAGAGGGGAGCAAGCUGAGGCCUGGAGGUCAUACACCCAGGAGUGUGAGUCCUGCCAGGGGCCUUGUAAUCCAACAAUCCCCUCUGCUGCUAUCCCCUCCACCACCCAUCUAUCCUCUCCCUCCCCAUCCCCCUAUCCCCUCUACCCCUCCUCCAUCCCUCCACCCCUCUAUCCCUCCACCCCUCCUCCAUCCCUCCAACCCUCUAUCCCUCCACCCCUCCUCCAUCCCUCCACUCCUCCUCCAUCCCUCCACCCCUCCAUCCCUCCACACCUCUAUCCAUUCCACCUCACAGCCAGACCAUGGCUAACUGGAUCUGCUCCCUAUCACAGGGCCACAGGACACCUUUCUUCUUCUCCCUCCUCCUCCAUUUCCUCCUUCUCGCCAUCUUUUUAUCGGAUUUGUCUUGUAGCCUGUAGACUGCUCUGUCUGGGCUCUCCCCCCUGGGAUGGAGGCUGAGAGCUGAGUCUGUAUCCCAAAUGGCACCCUAUUCCCUACCUAGUGCACUACUUUUGACCAGAGCCCUGGCUGGCCUGGGGGCUGCCUGUGCCAGGGACUCGGCCUAGAGAUCCAAGGCCUGGCGCUUGCGAGGACCAGACACCCCGGUGGCCGUCUCUCGCAGACUCUAAAGGCCCACCACCUAAUGGGUUUAGACAAAUCUGCUAAUUUGUCAACAAGUUUCUGAUUUCGACAAGCAUAUCAACAAGCUUGUCUGUCUGGCCUGACACUCGGCUGUAUAGAGUCGAAUCCAAGUCAAAGCCAUGUGGUUGAAUUCAGACUAUGAAAAAGGAACUUGCCUUCUCUCUCUGUCUGUCUCUCUAUCUGCACAUUCGACUGUAUAGUCGAAACCAAACCAAGUGAAUGUUGACUAUGAAAAGGAGCUUUGCCUCUCUCUGUCUGUCUCUCUGUCUUCUCUUCCGCUACUCUCAGUAUAAUGGUGGUUCGGUUAGAAGCACUCCAGCCAGCUCAGGUUGAAUGACUGAGGGAGUACAAUCCUACAUUAUCCAACAUUAUCCUCUUGGUCUAAACAGCAAGGGAUGAUUCCCAGGUCAUUAGGAACCACUGUGACUUACUGAAGAGUGUUGCUAUUUGACUGGAUAAGAAGACUAGAAGCAUGCAGGUGUCGCUGACUUGCUGAGUGCUUCAAUUCUUAUGAAUAGAACAGUAACAAUUGGUUCCAUAAUGAGCGUUCCUUGAGAAUGCCAGGUAACUCCUUCCUGUCCCUUUGUGUUGUGGACAGGCCAUUUAUACCUGGGUGGGGUCAUCCAUUAUUUCACUGAUCGUUGGAACUUACGUCAAUGUGUUCACAUCACAUUUACCUCCAUCCAUUGUGGUGAUACAUAUAGUGUAAGACGGGCCAUUACUGUAUGUUUUGAGACACACCCCCUAGGGAUGUACAGUGGGGCAAAAAAGUAUUUAGUCAGCCACCAAUUGUGCAAGUUCUCCCACUUAAAAAGAUGAGAGAGGCCUGUAAUUUUCAUCAUAGGUACACGUCAACUAUGACAGACAAAUUGAGAAAAAAAAAUCCAGAAAAUCCCAUUGUAGGAUUUUUAAUGAAUUUAUUUGCAAAUUAUGGUGGAAAAUAAGUAUUUGGUCACCUACAAACAAGCAAGAUUUCUGGCUCUCACAGACCUGUAACUUCUUCUUUAAGAGGCUCCUCUGUCCUCCACUCGUUACCUGUAUUAAUGGCACCUGUUUGAACUUGUUAUCAGUAUAAAAGACACCUGUCCACAACCUCAAACAGUCACACUCCAAACUUCACAAUGGCCAAGACCAAAGAGCUGUCAAAGGACACCAAAAACAAAAUUGUAGACCUGCACCAGGCUGGGAAGACUGAAUCUGCAACAGGUAAGCAGCUUGGUUUGAAGAAAUCAACUGUGGGAGCAAUUAUUAGGAAAUGGAAGACAUACAAGACCACUGAUAAUCUCCCUCGAUCUGGGGCUCCAUGCAAGAUCUCACCCCGUGGGGUCAAAAUGAUCACAAGAACGGUGAGCAAAAAUCCCAGAACCACACAGGGGGACCUAGUGAAUGACCUGCUGAGAGCUGGGACCAAAGUAACAAAGCCAACCAUCAGUAACACACUACGCCGCCAGGGACUCAAAUCCUGCAGUGCGAGACGUGUCCCCCUGCUUAAGCCAGUACAUGUCCAGGCCCGUCUGAAGUGCAUUUGGAUGAUCCAGAAGAGGAUUGGGAGAAUGUCAUAUGGUCAGAUGAAACCAAAAUAUAACUUUUUGGUAAAAACUCAACUCGUCAUGUUUGGAGGACAAAGAAUGCUGAGUUGCAUUCAAAGAACACCAUACCUACUGUGAAGCAUGGGGUUGGAAACAUCAUGCUUUGGGGCUGUUUUUCUGCAAAGGGACCAGGACGACUGAUCCGUGUAAAGGAAAGAAUGAAUGGGGCCAUGUAUCGUGAGAUUUUGAGUGAAACCCUCCUUCCAUCAGCAAGGGCAUUGAAGAUGAAACGUGGCUGGGUCUUUCAGCAUGACAAUGAUCCCAAACACACCGCCCGGGCAACGAAGGAGUGGCUUCGUAAGAAGCAUUUCAAGGUCCUGGAGUGGCCUAGCCAGUCUCCAGAUCUCAACCCCAUAGAAAAUAUUUGGAGGGAGUUGAAAGUCUGUGUUGCCCAGCGACAGCCCCAAAACAUCACUGCUCUAGAGGAGAUCUGCAUGGAGGAAUGGGCCAAAAUACCAGCAACAGUGUGUGAAAACCUUGUGAAGACUUACAGAAAACGUUUGACCUGUGUCAUUGCCAACAAAGGGUAUAUAACAAAGUAUUGAGAAACUUUUGUUAUUGACCAAAUACUUAUUUUCCACCAUCAUAUGCCAAUAAAUUCAUUAAAAAUUCUACAAUGUGAUUUUCUGGAUUUUUUUUUUCUAUUUUUGUCUGUCAUAGAGUACUGUUCUUUGUGUGUGUGUGACUGUAACUGUACUGUGUUUCCUUGUCACAUGGUCCCAAAGACAACAAUAUCAAUAAUGAAAAGUGUUAGCAGGUGCAAUAAUGUAUUAAUUUAAAUUCAAUUUCCUUGUAUUUACACUUCAUCCUUUAUUUAUGAUUCAUUUGCUUUAUGAUGCAUUUCUAAAUCACCACCAGGCACACCUCUGUUCCAAUGACAAGCUGUUUUUAGAGGGAAAUCAAGAAGCAGGUGUUCAAUGAGUUUGUUCUGUCUCUUGUUGUUCACACAGGCUUCCUAAGCACAGGGGACCAGGCAGCCAAGGGGAACUAUGGACUGCUGGACCAGAUCCAAGCCCUGAGGUGGAUCAAAGAGAACAUUCAGGCCUUCAAAGGAGAUCCAAAGAGAGUGACAAUCUUCGGCUCUGGUGCAGGGGCAUCGUGUGUUAGCUUGCUCACUCUCUCUCACUACUCAGAAGGUAUGUAUCGGGUAUUUUUAGCCCCCCAAAAUAUUCCCUUACCUCCUUGGAAAUCAUUGAGAUUAUAUUAUAUUGUUUGAAUCCUUAAAGUCAGUGAGUACAAGUCCUUUAAAAAAAUGUAUGACUCAUAAAAUGAAUCAUUCUCGGCGUCUACUGUGAGACUUACACUGCAAUGAAUGAUUAUUAAUUAAAUUAAUAUGGUCGUAUGAACUUCAGCUAUCAUUUUAGAAUGUAGUAAUGAAAUAAAGACCUGUGGGGAAAUUAUUUAUUAUAUUUAUAGCUUUAUUCGAUAGAUAUCAUCAGAGGGAUUUUGUUUUCAAAUAGGAAUAUCUCUCUCACUGAGAGGGUAUGGCUGUGCCUAUUCCCUAUAUAGUGCACUACUUUUGACCAGAGUCCUAUGGUGCCUGAUCAAAAGUAGUGCAUUAAAUAGGGAAUAGAGUUCAAUUUGGGAUGCAGCCUAUGAAUGAUUUAAACAGUCAGGAUACACCACUAUGACUUUUCAGAGAACAUGUAGCAUCACAUUUCAUCGCCACAUGACAGAGAUAACAACUAGAGUGUGUUCACAGGUUCACCCAAGUGUAAAAUAUUGCCUACCUCAGUCACUAGAUAUUUGUGUGACCAGCCAGAGAAAAGUGGUAGGUGGAUAUCAAGAAUAUUAGAAUGGUUAACCGCCAUCACAUUAUAGUACAUUUACAUCUCUCUGUUUUUUAUUAUCAUUAGAAAAUAGUAUCCUAGAAAUGUGAGUGUCAUUAACUGUCAUAGUCGUUCUCCUCAGCCCAGUGCACACCACAGUGUAGAGAGGCAGACAAAGUCUACGUCCCAAAUGGUAUCCUAUUCCCUAUAGUGCACUACUUUUGUUCUGGUCAAAAGUAGUGCAAUAUAUAGGGAAUAAGAUUUCAUUUGGGACGCAAACAGAGAUAGACAAAUGAAUAGCUAGCUGUGCGUUCUCUCUCUCGCUCUCUCACUCUCUUGCGCUCUCUCUUUCUCUGCAGCUGAAUCUCAUCAGGAGCUAUUUGAGUAAAUGACUGUGAAAACAGCAUUACCUAAUCAGUCUCCAUAGGGCAAAACCCCAGAUAGAUCUUAACCGGCACAUCUCGCAACUUCAGACUUUAUUUCCAUCAAUAUAAAUCAAUAUCAGUUACGGCAGGAAAUGGACAUAUCUUGCACUCGUCAAUGGACUUUAAUUUCUCUCCAUGUCCGCUGCUGGUACUGAGUGACAAUAGUGAGAGUAACCUCAGGGGAAAACAUCUAGUUCUGAAUUAUGUCCAAUAAAAAACUGAAAGCAGAGACUGAAAGCAGAGAAUUCUUCUUCCAUCUUCGUUCUCUCAGAAGUCCAAUUCAAACAUUUGCCAUUCAUGGUCCUACUUCCUGUUUUUAAAAGUGUGCUACUGUAGGUCAUGUGAGAUGAUUAGAGGACUGUGUCUGCAUGAUGCCUCAUUUACUAGGUUUUAGACUGGGCUCUGACACUUUUUUGAACUCAGCUUUCACUGGAUAUACUAUCAAUCAACUAGUUUUUAUUUUAUUUAUAUACACUUCCAUUCAAAAGUUUGGGGUCACUUAGAAACGUCCUUGUUUUCAAAAGAAAAGCCUUUUUUUUGUCUGUUAAAAUAGCAACAAAUUGAUCAGAAAUACAGUGUAGACAUUGUUAAUGUUGGAAAUGGCUAUUGUAGCUGGAAAUGGCUGAUUUUUAAUGGAAUAUCUACAUAGGCGUAGAGAGGCCCAUUAUCUGCAACCAUCAGUCCUGUGUUCCAAUGGCACGUUGUGUUUGCUAAUCCAAGUUUAUCAUUUUAAAAGGCUAAUUGAUCAUUAGAAAACCCUUUUACAAUUAUGUUAGCACAGCUGAAAACUGUUGUGCUGACUAAAGAAGCAACAAAACUGGCCUUCUUGAGACUAGUUGAGUAUCUGGAGCAUCAGCACAAACCAGAUGGGAUGGCAUAUCGCUGCAGAAUGCCGUGGUAGCCAUGCUUGUUAAGUGUGCCUUGAAUUCUAAAUAAUUCACUGUCAGUGUCACCAGCAAAGCACCCCCACACCAUCACACCUCCUUCUCCAUGCUUCAUGAUGGGAACCACACAUGUGGAGAUCAUCCGUUCACCUACUCUGCGUCUCACAAAGACACGGCUGUUGGAACCAAAAAUCUCAAAUUUGGACUCAUCAGACCAAAGGACAAAUUUCCACCGGUCUAAUGUCCAUUGCUUGUGUUUUUUGGCCAAAGCAAGUCUCUUCUUCUUAUUGGUGUCCUUUGUGUUGGACCGCAGAGUGAAGGAAAAGCAGCAAAGUGUGGAAAGCUGUCAGGAGUGUGCAAAGCUGUCAUCAAGGCAAAGGGUGGCUACUUUGAAGAAUAUAAAAUAUAGUUUGAUUUGUUUAACACUUUUUUGGUUACUACAUGAUUCCAUAUGUGUUCUUUCAUAGUUUUGAUGUCUUCACUAUUAUUUUACAAUGUAGAAAAUAGUACAAAUAAAUAAAAACCCUUGAAUGAGUAGGUGUGACCAAACUUUUGACUGUUACUGUGUAUAUAUAUAUAGUAUAUGAGCUGAUAGGGAUGGAAAAAGACACAGGUUGGGAAGCGAUAUUACCAGACAGUCAGGUAUCUUCUUGUCCCUUUUAGCCCAGUAGUUGUCUCUCCUUAAAGGAAUAAUCCACCCAAAACGUAUAAUUUGGUAUUUGUUUCGUUAGUCCACUUUUGAUACUGUCCCACCCAAAAUCUUUUGCAUGUCAGAAAUCAAGUUGUCUAGAUAGAGAACUUUCAAAACACCAAUUUCCACAUCAUCAUGAUGUGAUGCGCUUUGCAUUAUAUGAUGCAUUUUGCAUCAUCAUGAAGAUGUGGUAAGUGACAAUUAGCGUUUUGAAAGUUCUUUAUCUUGAAAACUUGAUUGCUGACAUGCAAAACAUUUUGGGACUGUAUAAAACGAAUACCAAAAUAUAGUUUUUGAGUGGAUUAUUUCUUUAACAUCCGCCACCCUGGUUCCAUCACUCACACUAGGCCAAACAUUUUACCAAUAUCCCCCAGAACCAAAUCCCUCUCACGUGAUUUGGUUCUGGGUUACCGAGGUUAGCCCAGUAGCCUAUCACCUGGAUUGGUGUUGUGAAUCGGAUUUGUUGUUAGUCAGGCAGCUAUGUUCCUGUAUCACUCCCAUUAGCCAUACCCAGGUGGCAUGGAAGCCAUAGCCCCUCAUCGCUGCUCCCUAUGUAGGACAUGAUCUGUUUCUGUUUCAUGGCUCCACAGGCACGCCUCAGUAAGCAGACUGAGGUAAACACAGGAAGCAUAUGCAACAUAUUUAAAUUCACUUCUGGUGAGUCAGGCUUUAACUGAUUUAUUCAUCCAAAUAGCAGAGGAAAUGGGGAAAUAAAACUAAAUAAACCUCUGUUGCUAACUAGGCCUUGCGGGAGAUGUCGGCUUCUGCGGCUUGGAAACAUUCACAAUGAUAUAAAUAGAACUUAGAAAAUACUGGGAAAAAAUGUAACAUACAAGAAGUGUUCCUAGUGCACUGUGGCCUAUUUGCAGAGUGGCAGUGCCAGGCAGAUCGUGAAGCUGCAUGCAGCUCCAACAUAAUUCAGGAUGAAUAAGUGGCCCGAGGCCUCAUUGCAGAAUAAACAAAUGUGUCUUUUAUUUUCAGUUUGAUUAAUUUAUUAUGACCAGCGUUGACAGGAUGUGGUGUCCCUGUCCCAGUCCUUAAUCAUCCUUUUGCUUCAUCUUUUGUCAGUAUAGGAUAAUAUGCAGUCUAGAUGGAUCUGUCUGAUUUGUAUGGAUCUGUGUGGAUGUUACAGACGUAAUGUGUAUGUAUUGAGCUCCCGAAUGGCGCAGCGGUCUAAGGCACUGCAUCUCAGUGCUUGAGGCGUCACUACAGACCCCCUGGUUCGAUUCCAGGCUGUAUCACAACCGGCCGUGAUUGGGAGUCCCAUAGGGCGGCGCACAAUUGGCCCAGCGUCGUCCGGGUUUGGCUGGUGUAGGCUGUCAUUGUAAAUAAGAAUUUGUUCUUAACUGACUUGCCUAGUUAAAUAAAAUAAAUAAUCAUGCAAAAAAAAAUCACUGACUACAGCACUCACCGAAGAUUUUACAUCAGAAUUAUUUAAAGUAAUACCAGAAAAUACCAAUUAUUUCUAUACUGAGUAAAUACCAAUGUGGCUGUUCCGGGUGUGUAUGUAUUAUUUUAGCACUUUCAUUGCUAAAAGAUGUUUACAUUUGUGAAAAACACCAAACACCAUGUCUGAGAUUUGUCGUGUCUAACAUCAGUUUUCUCCCCCUCAGAUCUCUUCCAGAAAGCCAUCAUCCAGAGUGGUACAGCUCUCUCCAGCUGGGCGGUCAACUACCAGCCUGCCAAGUACACACGGAUGCUGGCUGAGAAGGUGGGCUGCAACAUGCUGGACACCAUCGACCUGGUGGAGUGCCUCCAGAGUAAGAACUACAAGGAGCUGAUCGAACAGAACAUCUUACCCGCAAAGUACCACAUCGCCUUCGGCCCCGUCAUCGACGGCGACGUCAUCCCGGAUGACCCUCAGAUCCUCAUGGAGCAGGGCGAGUUCCUCAACUACGACAUCAUGCUGGGGGUCAACCAAGGCGAAGGGUUCAAGUUUGUGGAGGGCAGCGUGGACAGCGAGGAUGGCAUCUCGGCCAACGACUUCGACUUUGCCGUGUCGGACUUUGUGGAUCACCUUUACGGCUACCCGGAGGGCAAGGACACGCUAAGGGAGACCAUUAAGUUCAUGUACACUGACUGGGCCGACAAGGAGAACCCCGAGACACGGAGGAAGACGUUAGUCGCACUCUUCACCGACCACCAGUGGGUGGCUCCGGCCGUAGCCACAGCGGACCUCCAUGCCCAGUAUGGUUCGCCAACAUAUUUUUACGCCUUCUACCAUCACUGCCAGAGCGACAUGAAGCCUAGCUGGGCUGACUCGGCACAUGGGGACGAGGUGCCCUAUGUGUUCGGGAUCCCCAUGAUCGGACCCACGGACCUGUUCAACUGCAACUUCUCCAAGAACGACGUCAUGCUCAGCGCAGUGGUUAUGACCUACUGGACUAACUUUGCCAAGACAGGGUAGGUUGUCCAAUUCAGUUUUUCUACUGUAUGUCAGAUUGUUUAUUUGAAGUGGAUAAAUAUCCGACAUGGAUCGAGAAGACACGUAGCAAGUUAUGGGAGCAUAGCUUCAACUACACUGAACAAAUCAGUGCUUCUAUAAGUACAGUAAUCCCUCGUUUAUCGCGGGGGUUACGUUCCGAAAAUGACCCGCGAUAAGUGAAAUCCGCGAAAUAGAAAACUUUUUUUUUUUACAAUUAGCAACUAUUACAUGUAUACAAAUACAGUGACUCACGUGUAGGCCGUUUCACUGCUCUUCAGACUGGGCCGCUGCAUCCUGACUGCGCUCUGCAGUGUUCUCUUCUUCUGAAGCCCGCGGUGCAGGUGUGUUUGUUCGGGAGAAGAACAUAGUGAUAGGCAGCUGUUGUCGCUCUUUUUUCUUCUUUGCAAAAAGAUCCUUGUACACCGACAUGCCACCAUCGAUUACGUUGGAGAACUGUAAUGAACGGCUCAUCAAAGGGUCCCAUUCCUCAGCUACUCGCUUAAGUUCAGUGGCCAUUCGCACCAUGGUUGCUAAGCGACCAAGCGUUAGUCCUUCCUCCUCAUCUCUCGUGUCCUCUUCUCCCUCUUCUCUUUCAUCGUCGCUUUGUGGCUUUGUCAUUUACCUUCCCUUAGCAUGUCCAGAAGUUUAACUUUAUCUGAGAUAGGUAGCAUCUUCCGCCGUUUGGGCCCAUCCGCAGGUGCUUUUGUCGGUCCAGGCCGUUUCGUCGACAUUAUGGGUUUAGGAGAUGUUCGAAAUUACAAGAUAAUUUGGCCAACUUAAUGUAAAUUUGCCAAGCUGUUUUAUGUACGUACACAUAACUGCACGAGACGACAAAAUGAUAGCACAAUUCGUAGCAUGUUUUGAUACAAGAAGCGGGAGUGAGUUUUUAGCGAAUCAGAAUGCAGAGCACAAUGCACCAAAAAAAAAAAAAUGCAUUAUGAAAAUCCGCGAAAUAGCGAAUCCGCGAUAAGUGAACCGCGAAGUGGCGAGGGAUCACUGUAUUGUAAAUGCUUUGGUUUUCAUUAAGGCUUUGCAGUUUGCAAAUAUCACUUGAUAUUUGGAUCACGUCUUUGUUUCCUGAACCCUGGGAUUAACCAGGUAGCAGGAUGUUUGCGACCCAGUCACACUGAAAAUUCAUUUUAAGGUGAAUAAAUAAAUGAUUGAACAGCUUCAUAGGCUGUAGCAUUCCCUCCCCCAGCUCUCCGGCUUGGCUAGCGUCCACCUGAUGCCAGUUCAGCAGGGGAUAGAUUGGCAACGUUAUUGGCAUGGGGAGGCUCUUUUAGUCUGAGUGUUUUUUGCUUUCCCGUAGUGCUGCUUCAAACAAAGCAGGAACCCAAAGCAAAUUCAUCGCUUCGAGAGUGUCCGUUUUUCACAAGAGUCUCUCCAACUGCAGGCAAAUACUCCCGUUGCGAUCCUCAAUUUCCUUGCUAGAUUGAGGGUUAUCCAGAAAAAAGGCUCCCAACAACAGACAGGGGAUUCGGAGGGAUGAGAGGCAUAUCAUUAACUACUCAUCUCAGUGCUUUAAUGUGUGGUAAUAUACAAAAUCGAAAAGUACAAUGCACAGGGAAGCGUUCUUCUUAUUCGUAGUGGAUACAGGACUGAACAAUGAGUGAGGCGUGUGUGUGUGUGUGUGUGUGUGUGUGCAUGUGUGCGUGCAUGCCUGGGUGUGUGUCUGUAUUUAUGUGUGUGUGCUUGAAUGCGUGUGUGUUGUUUCUUAGUAUACACUGCACAUGCAGGCUAUAGUCGAAACUAAAAAUGAAGACAGCUGGGAACACAUGGCAGACUGGAAAAGCAGAUUUUUCAACAGUCAUCUGCAAAGAGAGGCUUUGUGUCAAACAGAGGGAGAUAGGAUUGAAUACAUUUGUGAGCAUCUGAGUAGAUACAUGCAAGUAUAAUGUGCAAGCCCCCCCCCCCCCCCCCCAGCGAAGAGCAGAAGCUGGGUUUAUUUAAAUCUGUGACUUUGCUAUUUCUAUAAACCUGCGACGACAAGUCUCUUAGGAGGUGUAGACUAGCCCUCCAUCUGAAUGUACUUCUGUUAUCACACAAAACAGAUUGACAGCAUGGUGGAAGCAUAUGUUUUAUGGACCAACGCUUUCUACCUCUGUGUUAUCUUCCUCUUAUGAGAUACAUGUGAAGAGCUUGCUAAGUAUUUAUCAGUCCGACAAGCACGGGACGUCUGGAGUGUUGUCUUUAUUGCAAGUCUUUGUUGGUGAAAAUGGUAUAUUGUUACAGCAGGCGCUUCCAUAUGCUUCUAUCAGGGCUACAGUCCUUAAGUGAUAUUGUACUGGGUUCCACAUGUUUGAAGGAACAUAUGCACAUACACUAUGUAUGGAACUAUUACUAGACAGUCACCUGAAUCCAUUUCAGGGAGAUUAGCUUAAUUUACCAAGAGGUGACAUUUUGACAGUGUAAAACAUGUAAAAUGGGAAGAUGUUACUAACAAAUACUGUAGUGUUUUAAAAUAUUCAGCAAGGCACUAGGGUUUGACAUAAAUAUAGGUUAAAAGUACUGUGAGCAAUAUACCCAUUUUGGUAACAUCUUUGCAAUUGUAUUAUGGUGAAUGUGGCCCAUGAUGUUCAAAGAGUGAUACAACGAAAUGUACAGGUUCUCUCAAAUAGAAUGAAAUAGCAAAAUGAUACAAGGUUAGCUUUGUAUUGAAUAAUAGCAUAUUGAAUCAGAUCUAAUUGAAUCCUGCUCUCCAGGGAUGCACAGACAUACACCAAUUUUUUCUCUCUCUGUCCCCCCUUCCAUUUACAAAUGAAUGACAUACUUAGAUCCUGCUGUAAUCGGUAAUGACAGGAUUAAACAGUGCUCCAUCAGCCGGAGAUACUGUCAUGCUGGAUUAGCCAGUAAAAUAUCUCCUGAUCCCCUGAGACCACUGUUAUCUAGUAGGCCACCUGAUGGACGGACGGAGCUGUAAUAAAAGCAGCCUUCUCACAGUCUCACAGUCUCUCUGUACUGUAAGAGCUCGUUUUGGAAGCAGAGCAGACCCCUGGGUACAUACCUAUUUUGACGUCUAUCAAAUACAUUUUAGCAUUGGCACUAGUCUGCCUGGAGUGCCAGGUGGGCGGGGUUUGCCGUUUUCUGCCUAUUCAAUCGGUUUCAUUGGGUCAGGCAUGCUAAAUCAAAACCCAGCUAAAGUAUUUGAAAUGAUUUCAAAUACUAUUUGAACCCAGGUCUGCAUCCGAGCUCAUCUUGAAAGGUCUGAUGGGUCCUGAGUGUCCCCUGGUGCCUGAGUGCAGUGCAUGACUCAAGAUGAGGCCUUUCUUUCUGUUCAGCAUUCAGCUGGACAUUCCCCCUUCCCUUUCCAUUCCUCUUACCCUUCCACUCACUCGACAGUGUCAGGCUCCAAGGUUGUCGUCUCGACUGUACUCCUCGCCUCUGUCUCCCUUCGAAAGUUAAUGAAAUCACAGUCACAAUGUCACAGGAGAGUUGCUUGAUUCCAACACUGAGGCUGUCCACUAUAACAUCUACUUCACAAUGUCAAUGGGAGAAUAAAAAGCCUGCGUUACAGAAAAAUGUUAACAUGAUCUAGGACAUUGGGACAUUUCAUACUAUUACACAUUUUUCCUAUGAAUCACAGAGGUGUUUGUUAUGAACGUUAAAAUGGGGGCACAGGAUAUGCUUUGUAUUAAUCAAUUAUAUGAGUCUUGUAACUGUACAGUAGGAUGACUCAGCUCUAAAGUGAAUCUAAUGGACAGUUUUAGUGGCCAUUUUGUGACUUCAUCUUCUUUUUACUUUAAUGAAGAUUCCCUUGAGUAGGCUUAAAGAAACACAAAAAAAUUAUUACAGAGUUAAUAAUGACCACAUUGACUCACUUGGGAGGAAUAUAACAUAACACUUCUUUCUAGUAUAUUUUAAAUAUUUUGGGUCAAUCAUUUUCAAUUUCACGAGCAUUGACUUCACAAGCCUAGAGAUAAAAUAGUGCUUUGGUGGCAAUUAUUCAGAAUACUGCCCUUUUCUCUUUUUCUGUCUUUUUUAAACCUUUUGUAGAAUACGGUCCUGAAAAGAACAAUUGUAUAAUACAUUCGUAAUUACAAAUGUUUUUUUAUCUUCUCUAUUUCAGAGAUCCAAACCAGCCCGUUCCUCAGGACACCAAGUUCAUCCAUACAAAACCCAACCGCUUUGAAGAGGUUGCCUGGUCGAAGUACAACCCCAAGGACCAGCUCUACCUGCACAUCGGCCUGAAACCCAGGGUCAGGGACCACUAUCGGGCCACCAAGGUAGCCUUCUGGCUGGAACUAGUUCCACACCUCCACAACAUAAACGAGUUGUUCCAGUACGUAUCCACAACGACCAAGAUACCGCCGCAGGACACCACCCCGUUUCCUUACACCAAGCGUUUCCCGGGCAAUCGGCCAUCUACCACCCGCCACCCUGGGGUUCCCUCCGCCAACACCAAGCAGACCACCGACCAGCGGAAAGGUGAGGACCUCACAGACGAAUCAGCAGUGGUUAUCGAGACUAAACGGGACUAUUCCACAGAGCUGAGCGUCACCAUCGCCGUGGGAGCCUCGCUGCUCUUCCUCAACAUCCUGGCGUUCGCGGCACUCUACUACAAGAAGGACAAGCGGCGGCACGAGUCAAACCGGCGCGGGCCGAGCCCACAGCUUAACUCCGCCGGGCCAGCCAACGCGGUGGCCAACGCCAAUGACAUCGCCCACUUGCAGAACGAGGAGCUGAUGUCCCUGCAGAUGAAGCAGCAGCAGCAGAUGGAUCACGAGCACCACCACGAGUGUGAGUCGCUCCAGGCCCACGACACGCUGCGCCUCACUUGCCCGCCCGACUACACCCUCACACUGCGUAGGUCGCCAGACGACAUCCCCCUCAUGACGCCCAGCACCAUAACCAUGAUCCCGAACUCGCUGGCCGCCAUGCAGCCACUUCAUAACUUCAACACGUUUGGCGGCAGUCAGAACAGUACCAACCUGCCCCAUGGACACUCCACCACCAGGGUAUAACUCUAUGUGGAGAAGACAGAGUCAAACGUCUAUGUGGCCUGGCCUAUGUUGGACAAACACUAAGAAAAGCGAGAAGAGUGACUGACUGUGUUUCACACAGAACUCAUCUCAGUGGAUGAGAUGUUAUUUUGCUACCAUGCCUUCUUGAACAGUAUAUCAAAGUCAAAUAUGAACUUCUAAUGACAUGUUUGAAAAGUGAAUGUUACUAUAGUAAUACUGUUUUUGGAGCGAAGCUUCUCGAAUGAAUCGAAGAGAGUUUUACCAAAAGAGCAACAAGUGGAAUCAUCUGCUUUAGAAUGCUUGAAUAGACAAUACAAAACAUGAAGGGUUACAGUGAUGACAAGGAUUACUCAAAAAGCUUUUUGUGCCAUCAUGUACAUCAUAGUACAAAAACACACAAUUGUACAGUGAAAUACCACUCUACUGCAUUGGUAAAGUAUGACAGACUAAUCAUGGGCACUGAAUUUAAAACUCCCCCCAGCCUGAAAUGUAUUUAUGAAAACUUUGUAAAAAACUAAAAACAGUAUAUAGUUGUGAGUAAAAAAUAAACAAAAAUGAGUACUUUAAAGAGCUUAUAUUGUUGUUUGAGUUUAACUAUGGCUUUUCCAAGCGUGUUCUUUCUGUUGAGGUGUGUGUAAAUAAACAGUAUCAAUCAUUAUCCAUUUUUUUGUAUUAAAAUCUGUUGAAUUGUUUUCACAGCAGCAGAAAAAAAGUGCAAACACUAUCCAUUUUGGGAGCAUACUGUGCAUCGUCUAGACAACCAUUAUAACGUCCUGUGUAUCUUUUGUAUCCAUUUCUGACACAAUGCAUGUCUGAGAACUGCUUUAUAAUCUACAUUUUCAGACAGCAUUCUGAUUCUGUCUCAAAAUGAGGUUUGAUAGUGAGUCCCUUUUUUUGUCACCUGAUUCAUCUCGUUCUGCUUUUAAUCAUUUUGUUUGUAGGGUUUUUAUGUCUAGCAACAAUCUCACCACUGCCUGAGCUUCAAAUGUGACCAGCAAUGUAUUACUUAGAAAAAAGGCAGUGGAUUUUGGUAUCAAUAUUAGUUGGAUAUGUUUGUAAAGAAGUAUAUGUUAGAUAUUUCAAAUUGUCAUAUGCUAGCAAUAUGUAAAGUAUUGUGCCAGGCUUUUGAUAUGUUGGGUUACUACUACAUAAGUGAAUGAGUGUAAAUAAUAAAAAUGAUAAAUGAUAUUGAUAUUAUUAAUAAUAACAAUUAUAAGUACAAUAAAAAGUCAACAUUAACCCAAAUUCUUUCAGUUCUGCAUCCUAUUACAGAAAAAAACUAAAGCAAGUACAUAUAAAAAGGUUUAUAAUAAUGCUACAUUUAUAAAUUUAAUGAAAGAUAUAUCCUUACCAUUGGUCCAUCAACUGUCAAGAUACCAAGGGUUUUGAUGUAGGAUUUGAAAUGAUUUAGUUUGUCUGAUAUUGUUUGCGGUUUUGCCUUAAGUGAUAGAUGAUAUUUCUGGCUGGACACCUGUAUAAAGAUUUUCUGCAACAUUUUUAAUAAAAUAUCACAG
Coregonus sp. 'balchen' is the source of this 14993-nucleotide messenger RNA. The record is from the annotation of a GenBank genome assembly. NCBI's taxonomy places the organism in Eukaryota, Metazoa, Chordata, Actinopteri, Salmoniformes, Salmonidae.